ACACAGUAUGCAACAUGGCGACGGAAGGGGAGGAACAACUGUCAAAUGAACCAGAAAAACUGGACGAUACUGACAUAAUAAAGCAGCUAGACUUGCAGCUUGAAGAGCUUGAUGAUGAAGAGUUCCAGCUUCCUCCAGUUGGCGAGCUACCAACACUAGAGAGUAUAUUAAAUGAGAAUGACCCAGGGAGUGUGUCUGAUGAUGAUCUUGUUCUUCCUCCUCUUCCUCAUCCCAAGGCUUCUUUUUCCACUGAUGGGGGGGAUACGUUGUCUGUACAUUCUCGAGGCAGUUCAGAUUCAAGGAGCCGUACGUCGUCAACAGAGAGGCACAGCACUGGAAGUCGGUCUCGUAAGGAUGCCCAGAAUAAAACCCAUGGAUCAAUAUUGCGUCACGUUAUACUUAAGGGCGUGGCAGCCCAACUGGUGUCUGCACAUGAUCGAGUUGGUGCUGGGUUGCCUACAACAAUGGCCGUGGGCAACAUCAUUUGUAUUGGCACCAGUCAUGGCCUUGUUCUUGUCUUCGAACCCACACAGGCUCUUAAAUUUUGCUUAGGCUCCACACAGCUAGGUGAACAGUGUGGCUCAGUAUCAGCUUUGGCUUUGAACCAAGACUGCACUCGCCUUUUGGCUGGGUUUGCCAAAGGCCAGAUCUGCCUAUUUGACUUAACAUCUAGCAAGCUUCUGCAGACUAUCUCAGAUGCGCAUACACCAUUUACAGCUGUUUUGCACCUGAAGUGGACAGACUACCCAGGCAUGGCAGUAAUUAGUGACAGUGGAGGAUCAGUCUUUGAACUGUCCAUUAAACGAACCAUGGGACUUAACUCCAAUGAGUCUCGCUGCAUAUUUUCUGGUAGUCGUGGAGAAGUGUGUACUAUAGAGCCAUUACUGAUGUCACAGUUUCGUGCUACUCCAUUUGUAGAGACGGUCAUCUUGGCAAUGGCUACUAUAUCAAAGGUCAUUGUGGUUUCCUUAAGGCCGCAGCUGAAAGUUUUGUUCUCGCAUCCAUUAAAAGCCUCGGUUUCAACCCUUCCACUCCUUGCCUGGCAGUUUGUUGUGAUACAGAUGCCAGAUGGGACGAGAGUGAUUGAUCCUGUCCUGGCAUUUGGACGGGAAAAAAAUGUUUUUUUUUAUCAGCUUACCCAUGGAAGUCAGGAGGAGCUUCAGUUUAUCCCUCUUCAGAAGAUGGGUUUGUCAUUUGUAAUACAGGGAAUGGCAUGGCUUAACACUCGCACUCUAGCUGUCAUGGACACGCGAGAGCAUUUACAUGUCAUUGAUGUGAAGACACAGGAAGAACAAGAAAUGGUGGAUCUGGCCCAUUUGGGGCUGGUAUAUGCAUCUCCCCAUUUCAAGGCUAUUGCUACAGGGGGUAAUGUUAGCAAAGCUAUGGCAUUAUCAGGAGAAAGAGCGUGCUACCACUCCAUGGUCAGCUUUGGAACACAGGUGCUCCUGUUGGGCACAAAGUCAUUCCAGGUCGUGACGGUGCGAUCCUGGGUAGAUCGUCUGGAUUACUUGGUGAAAGGUGGUCACAAACGUGAGGCCCUCCAGCUUGCCCUUGAUAUCUAUCAGGAUAAAGCUCAAGCAAUUGUAGGACUCAAGCAUAAGAAGGAAAAGAGACAGCAGCUAGUGCAGGAGAAGAUUUGUGAGUUACUGAACCAGUACCUUGACUCGGCCAUGAAUGAACUCCCUGAGCGCAGCAACCUGACGGCGCUCAACCAGUACUAUUCCCAGCUGGUCACUCUUUGUGUUCAAGUGUCAGUGGGGGCCAAUUUAAAGGAUGUCCUCUUUGGACGAGUCUGGGAAACCUUCAGUGAGGAUGCCAUAUCUAAAGGUAUUUACUUGGAAGCCCUUGAGCCGUACAUUUUGAGUGACCAGCUAGCGGACAUAUCACCCAGUAUAACGCAAUGUCUCCUCGCUCACCAAGAGGUGUGUGGGAAACUUCAGGCAGCCGAGGCCUGCAUUGUGCACCUCAGUGUGACAUCCCUUGAUCUUCACCAGGCCAUGACUCUGUGCUGGACCCAUGGGUUAUAUGAUGCCAUAUUUUAUAUAUAUACCCAUGGCAUGAGAGAUUUUGUUACUCCCCUUGAGGAGCUUGUGACAGUUUUAUGUAAUGCAAUGGAUAGUGGAAAUGCAUUGACAGACAGCCAAGUGAUGUUGGGUAACAAAAUAUUAGUAUACGUGUCUUGUUGCUUAGCUGGACGGGCUUACCCACAUGGUGAUAUUGAUCCUCAGGAAUUACAACAAGUCAAACACGAGAUUUUUAAGUGUAUUACCUCGCUGCAUUCAAAAAAUGCUAAACCUACAGAAAAUUCUUACCCGUUCUUGAGAACUUUAUUGAGAUUUGAUACUAGAGAAUUUCUUAAUGUGCUGGCUUUAGCAUUUGAGGAAGCAGAAUUCACCUCUGAACUUGGAAUGCAACAGAGACAGCGGGUUGUGGACAUUUUACUUCAGGUGAUGGUGGAGGGACAAGGCUUUGGACCUGCCCAGCUGGGAUCACUGUUUACGUUCAUAGCUCGGCAGAUGUCACGACAACAGGGAGCCAUUGCAAUCAAUAGACAACUUUUUGACCAGGUACUAUGCCAUCUAACAGCUGCUGAUGCUGAGAGUCACCACGAGGAGAGGCAGACAGCUCUGCUGGAGCUGUUGCAGGAGGGUGGCCUUGUGCACUACGAAACUAAUCAUCUAUUAGACAAAGCACGUCAAGCACAAUUCUAUCGGGUAUGUGAAUAUGUUUAUGAGGAAAGAGGAGAACACGAGAAGAUUGUUGAAUGCUAUCUGGAAGAUAAACUGCGGAAACAUCAGGUUUUUACCUACAUUCGUUCAGUGUUGUCAUCGCCACAGUUUACUGACCUCCAUGCUCAGAAGAUCCAGCAACAAUUCCUCACACACAUCAAAACACUCCUUGAGAUUGACAGUAGCCGUGUAGCCAGUCUUCUCUUAACAAUGCCUCAGUUGAUGCCUCUGGUGAAAGAUAUCACAUUGCAGUUGAGGGAUGAUGAACAGCUUCUUUAUAAUGCUCUCCAUGCAUUGUUCACAUACAGAUCGACCCAUGCAUCUCCAGGGGGGCGUGGUGGAGACCUGAGUGAUAGUCCUCUUACCUCAGAGCUUCAUGAGGAGUACAUUGAUCUCAUGUGUAGGGUAAAUCCCAGCUUAGUUUACCCAUAUCUGAAAGGUGCUGAAGGUUACCGGCUGGAACAGACUCUGGAGAUCUGCAAGAAAAACAAUCAGCAAGAGUCAACAGCAUUCCUACUUGAGAGAGCAGGUGAUAUUAAAGGUGCUUUUGAGAUUCUUCUAGUCAUCCUCAAGUCCAAAGUUGGUGAUCUUUUGUCUAAUGUAGAUGAUAACGGGACCAUGAACUCUCAAGUGUCGUUGGGUCAUGUUCAAGCUCAGGUUGUAAAGCUGGUGCGUGUAUGUCAGCUUGGCUCCAGUCAGUUGGAAGAGUCGGGGCGUCGAGAGCUCUGGUUCCCUCUACUGGAUGUGCUCCUGUCCACUCAACCGCCACUUGUCAAUAACCAACACUUAGCUCAUGGUAGGAUCCCUGUCUGCCAUAGUAGGUCACCUGUCAGCCAUGAGAUGCGUGGAAUGGUUGGUCAUGUGGUGAACAGCAUGAUGACUCACAUAUCCCUGCCAGCAAUCCUAGAGCGAGUGAUGCAUGACCCUGGGUACUGUGGGGGAAACUUUGCCCAGAUCAAACACCUUCUAAAAGGUAUGGUUGAGAGAUAUGUGUAUGAAGAGACACUGUAUGCAACAGUAGUGCGGAUCAUUGCAGGGGACCAGCUGAGAUACCUCACUCUGCAACACAACCAAGCAUGUGCCCCCCUUGUAGUCUACUCAACCACUUGCGCAAUCUGUCAUAGCAUUUAUCACCCAUCGAGCAAAGCAGUGGCACAUAGUUGUGGUCAUAGUUAUCAUGCACAGUGUGGUGGAGAGUCAACUUCCUGCAUGCUUUGUAUGGGAGGCAGUCAAGAAAACACAACAGAGGAGACACAGCCUAAUGACUCCAAGUCUGAACCUUUGACAGGACUGGACGAGACACAAUUGGAAGGCAUUCGCCGUGUGCGAUCAUUGGGUGCUGGAGGAUCAAGAUUACAAUUCCUUGAAGACUUAUCUUCUCCACCGAGAGGAUCUGUUGUGGAAGCCUCAGCCGCUAGUACAUCGUGGAGAAGUUCAGGCUCCGUGUGUGGAAAUCAAAAUAUUUGGUUAUCCCAAAACUUUGCUCUGAAACUAGCACCACCAACAAUAGAUUUUGGCAAAGAUGAUGCAUGGUGAUUUUACAUGAAAAUGUAGAUAAAUUAGUAGUUCUGGAUUCUAACAUUUGUGGUUUAUCUAGUGUCUACAUACUUUCCAUUCAGCUAAUGGUCUAAAGAACUGAAUGUGUUACAUCAGAUUUCAAAGUGAACUAACUAAUGAAUAUUCUUGGAGAAAAUGUUUCUCUGUAUUAAGAUCAUAAUGUGGUUAAAGCAUGUGAGAGAAGCUGCAAGGUACUUGCAAAGGCAAGGAAUUAUCAUUCUUAUGUUGAAAAGUAAUUUUUAUUCACAGCCUGUAAAUACACAAAAUAUUUAUAGACAAUAUUUAUGACAUCUGUGCUUUAAUUAAUUAAUACUUUUGACUCAUUUCCUUUCAGAUGUAAGUUAAUGCUUUACAUGGAGUCAACAAAUUAGUUUUAUAUGAUUUUAGUUAAUAUAUAAAUACCUGACUACCCAUAAAAAAUCUUAUGUAGUAUUGAAAAUGGUCUUAAAUACAGUAUCUUUUGAUAAUAACUAAAAUACAGUACUAAUACAGUACCUUAUGCUAAUUAUUGUAAAUUAUAAUUGAAUGAAUGAUGAAUCUUUGAAUUAGGAUAUUUUGUAUAGUAUUAUACAAAUACAGGAACAAAGCUCAAUUUGAAUUAAAAAAUAUAAAGGUAUUCUUCUUGUAAGUGAUAAGCAUGCUUCCAUAAUCUAAUGGAGUAAAUAGCAGUGCUGUAUUUUCCACCUGGUGGAAUAUUACGAAUGUGGACACCAAAUACCAACAGGAAGCUUGUAUGGGCAUAAGACUGAACAUGCGAGACUUACAAAGAUUUUGCUAAAAUAGAGAUUAAGAGUAAAAUUUAGUAGAUAAGCACAAGUCUUCUGUAACAUUGCCGAAGGUGUCAAAACAUUACAAGUGGGAUAUAUGGUAAGAGCCGUGUAUGGAAAGUAUCACACCAAAGAAGUAAGUUAGUACAUUGAUUAAUUAUACCAGUGUAGAAAGGAUGAGAAGUUUCAAAGGUCAUUGUUGCCAUCAUGGUCACAAGUUGAUGGUAACCUUGAUGUGGGUGUGAACAUGGAUCUUUGUGACGAUGACAGGGAGAUCAGAUCACUCUUCUGCUUCAUAAAUACCAGAAUUAAUGUAAUCAAUGUGGAUAGAAGUACUGUAUCGGUUCCAAUAGGAAGAAUAAGGAUUGUAACAGGUCUCUGCUUUGUAGAAAUCAUUUUAAGAAAGGUUAUUUAUUUAUUAUAAAUAUGUUUAGCUGGAACCUUAAUAAUGAGGUCAUGAGUGCCAUAUAAACACUUUACUGUACAAUAUUCUGGGUCCUGUAGUGCAGUGGUCAGUGCAGUCAGUUCACACCCAAAAGAUCCCAAGUUCAAUUCCUGUUGCAGGACAGACACAUCUGGGCAUGUUUACUUUCACCUGAUGUCCUCAGUUCACCUAGCAGUAAAUAGAUAUCCUGGAGUUAGACAACUGUUGUGGGCUACAUCCUGGUGAAAGUUAGUUGUUGGCAAGGGGAACCUUGAUAACCUUAACAGGCUACCUGUCCCUGUCAGUGAUAAACUCAAUCUUUAAGUCAGAUUAACAGGAAGAGUUUUGGGUUUUAAUAUGACCGUUAGGCUCAUCUCAGGGAAAGGACUACUUUAGGUUUGUCUUCGAUCCUUUGACCAGAAUAAGGACUAAACAAGUUACUAUGUGCCUCCCUCUAGGUAGUUGGAGCACAGUUCCUUGAGCCUCACCAGUGAAAGGCAGUGUUUUAAGGUGGUUAAGUAUGGUAACAACUAAGCACAACAGGAGUUACUGUCUUAUGGGUACAAAAUAGAGUUGGGCAAAUUUAUAUACUUUUUUUAUGGCAUAACAAAUGGAAGCUGGUGUAAACUACCAGUUAUGGCAAAGUUCUUUGAAUGGGUUUGAGCAUUGCUCCUGCAUUCAGGAUAAUUUUUAUUCUUUUGUCCCACUCUUAUUGUUUACAACUCUCCACUAUGUCAUGUAAAAUAAAUGUUGACUCAUUCUUUUCAGAAGUUUCUUAUUAAUUAUAUGUUUAGUAUGCAGUAUUGUAAUUUUUUUUCACAUUACAAAUACUGUACAGUAUAUAACGUAUAAUUUAAUGUACAGAGGCCUGCAGUGUGCUCACUUUCUGGGGAUAAUGUGUGUAAGCACUUAAAUGCCAAGCUUUAAAGUGCGUUGGUGAAUUUUGCCUGAAUUCGUUGGGAAAUUGAUUAAUACAGAUUAGCAUGACAGUCACACUACCUUACUUCCUAGCCUUGUGUGUUAUUAACUAGGUUUUUCAUACAUCUUUCUUACUCGAUUUAAUUUUUACAGUUUGCCGAGUAAAGCUCUCAUUCAGGUGUUGGUUUAUGCUUCUCCCAUCACCAUCAGGUGGUGCUCUCAGAUGUAACUCAACCUGGGCCAGGAAGGUAAUCUCUUCCACAGACCACUUUGUGCAAUUUGAUGGCCAUCUGUGUAUUUAAUAUACAGUACCUGUAUAUUGUCUAAAUACCAAAGAAGGAACAUUUAACAAAAAUCAACUAUUUCCUUCAUGAUCAUUUCAUCAAAAUGGCCUAUAAUAACUACAAGCAAAAGCAUUCAUACCUGAAAGAAAUGAUAGGUUUUCCUUGCACCAUGAAAGCUAAAAUAUUAAUGAAUGUUUUACAUGAUAUUACUAACAGAAAGCUGCAUAGUUCAAUGACCUUGCAAGAUUUGAUUGGCUGAAGUAAGUACAAGGUUUGGAGGUUCAAUUUGUCCAAUGUCCAUCCUAUAUAUUAUACCUGAAUAAUACGCAAUGCUUUGGCAGUUAUACAAGAGGAGCCUAGGUUGCUAGACAGUUGUACAAGUUGACAUUUCAGGCAGGUGUGUGCACUUGUGCACACACCUACCUGACUUCUGAUAUGCACUAGGGCAAGAAAAAAAUGACUAAAGAAAAUUAUAUGUGAUCGUUUAAUAUUGAAUAAGAGCAUAAUGCUUGCGAGAGAAAUGUUUGCCAGGUGUGUACUGAUCAUGAGCAUUAUUCUUAUAAGCUCAAGUUGGCAACACAUGAGAUAUAUAGAGUACUGCAAAUGUUUUUAAAAGUUAGGUUUUCAUGUUUAUAUUAUGACACUAUUCAUCAAGUGUAAUAUAACGAUGCUGUUUAUCCACAGCAUAAUAUAAUGAUACUGUUCAUCCAGUGUUAUGGUUAUAAUAUGAUUCUGUUCAUCCACAGUAUAAUAUAAUGUUCAUCCAGUGUAAGAUAAUGAUGUAUUUCAUCCACAGCUUAGAGUAGAUGAACAAAGUUGUCAUAAGAACAAUAAAUGCACUGCAGUUCAUGGGUGGCUUUAAUAAAUAUAUUUAAUAUUUUGUUAAUGUAUAUACAGUAUAUAUAUAUAUAUAUAUAUUCCCAUAUUUGUAAUUUUCUAUUUUUCUGAAUACAGUACUCAUAUGCCUGAUUGCUUUUACAUUAAAUGAAUGACAUUAGCAGGCUUUAAUAUGGUCAACCUCAUUUCCUAGCAAUCUUAUACCAAAAAAGAACCAUAUUUUAAUGUAUGAACACAUUCCAUUACACCAACUCAAACAGAAUAUAUGCUCAAGAAAAUAAAAGUAUUCAUUUUA
Molecule: messenger RNA, 7811 nt
Organism: Procambarus clarkii (red swamp crayfish)
Lineage: Eukaryota; Metazoa; Arthropoda; Malacostraca; Decapoda; Cambaridae
Gene: Vps8
Product: vacuolar protein sorting 8
Biological process (GO): protein targeting to vacuole; endosomal vesicle fusion
Cellular component (GO): HOPS complex; late endosome
Molecular function (GO): protein binding
Source: RefSeq, a predicted model, not a curated record